Molecule: messenger RNA, 1484 nt
Organism: Nicotiana tabacum (common tobacco)
Lineage: Eukaryota; Viridiplantae; Streptophyta; Magnoliopsida; Solanales; Solanaceae
Product: putative F-box protein At3g16210
Molecular function (GO): protein binding
Source: RefSeq, a predicted model, not a curated record
UUCUCUUUACUUGCAAGCAGCUAGCAAAAUGGAGGGAUCUUUUACAAAUUUUGAUCAACUUCCAGAAGAUAUAAUCAUGGAAAUAUUCUCAAGAUUGCCUGUGAAAUCUCUAUUGAAACUCAAAUCUGUUUGCAAAUACUGGUACAUACUAAUUCAAACUCCUACUUUUAUUACCAAACAUUUUUGCCACAAAACCAAUCAUGCAAUUCCUUUUAUUCAUCUCUAUUUCUUAGACAAAAAACAAUUAUCUCUCUCAACUAAUGAAUACCCUUUAUUCCAAGAUCUUUAUAUUCAUAAAUCCACAUCUUUAAAGCCAGUAAUUGGCCCCUUAAAUGGCUUAUUUUUUGUCUACAAUCUUGAUAUGAAUGAAAUGGCUAUAUGGAAUCCAGCAACAAAGGAAAUCAAGAAUAUAAUAAUACCAAGUCCAUCUUUUUAUCCUUAUUUUAGGUCAUAUGCUCAUCAUUUUGGAUUUGGAAUUGACCCUUUGAGUAAAGAUUAUAAAGUUGUAUGGAUAAGAGAUUAUUGGAAAGAAGAAACAUUUACAAGAAGUAAAUCAGCUGUUGUUUCAGUUUACACACUAAGUACUGAUUCUUGGAAACAUUUUGAGGAUAACACAUUUUGGAGUAGUCAUAUAGUUAUGUCUUAUUUUGGUACAUAUUUAGAUGGAUUUUAUUACUGGAAGAUGAUUAACAGCGAACAACAACAUACUCAGUGUAUUAACGGCCGACAAAACUGUGAAAUUCUUGCAUUUGAUUUGACAAAUGAGGUUUUUCAAGUGAUUCAAACUCCUAAUUUGUUCAAUUCAAAUUUUGGAACACUUGGUUUAUAUGAUGGUUUUGUUUCUAUGUUCUUUCAUUUUCUUGUUCAAGGCAAGACAUGUAUUGAGAUUUGGGUAAUGGAAAAGUUGGGAUUUUGGACUAAAAGAUUGGUUAUUGAAUCCCAUUUUAUUGUUAAGAGACCAAUUGGAUAUGGGGUUAAUGGUGAGAUUUUUCUUGAAACUACAACUUCAAAUCUUGCUAUGAUUGAUCCAACAACACAAGAAAUUAUUAAGUGCACUGGACCAUGGGAAAAUGGCUACCCUUUGCAAGUUCUUGUUUACAAAAACAGCUUAGUUUCAAUCAAGAAAUUGAGUAGUGGUGACUUGGGAAAAAUAUAAACUUCUGGUAUUUUCUUGUAAUCUUAUUUUGUUUUACCUCUAUUUAUUGUAUGGUUGUUUCUGAAGGGGAGUCUUGAAGUAACGGUAAAGCUGUCUCUAUAUCACCUAUAAGUCACGGGUUCGAGUGUGGAAGCAACCACUAAUAGUUGCAUUAGAAUAGACUAUCUACAUCACACCCCUUGAGUGCGACCCUUCUCGGGAUCCUGUGUGAACGCGGGAUGCCUUGUGCUUUCGCACUAUCCGUGUUACUGUAUGGUUGUUUCUAGGUGUAAUUAUCGAUAACUAAUUAUAUGGUGCUCAAUUUUUAAUGUACGUGUAACUCACAUAU